AAACACAAAUGCGUGUCAUUAAAGUAGGCACGCAAUAAAAUUUUAAUUUAAUUAGAUUCGACAGAAUUUUUGAUCACAAAGUUUCGAAACAUGAACGCCCACCUAAAAGUGCUUACCCGACUUUUGUUGGCCAUUCUUCUAAUAUCAUUGGUUUCCACCAUCUUUUUGGGUAAUCGAAUACACAGACGCGUGGUGGUGUCCAUAGAACAACCCACACAGAGAGUAAGACCUUCUCAAGGAAACAUAACGAAAAUCCCGUUGUGGGCUAUAACCAUAGCCCAGUCAGCGAUAUCCCAAAACGAAUUAAAUAUCCUAAGAGUCCAACGCAAUGGUACCUUCAUCCUUCCUGUGCCAAAGGGUAUUCGCAAGGAUUGGCAUGACUAUGAGGCGAUGAAAGAAGAUUCAUUGCGAAUCGGUCUGGGGGAGCAGGGAAAGCCGGCUGAGUUGAAUGAUCCCCUGGAUGAAGAAUUAAUAAACGAAUUGCAAGAUCAACAUGGUUUCAACGGUUUACUUUCUGAUCGUAUUUCAUUAAAUCGAUCUCUUCCUGAUGCCCGUCCUGUUGGUUGCAAGGAUCGAAAGUAUUCGGAGAAACUGCCAAAAGCUUCUGUCAUCAUAGUUUUUCACAACGAGCAUUUGAGUGCACUUUUGAGAUCCAUCCAUAGCAUCGUUAACCGAAGUCCCUCCAUUCUAUUGGAAGAGGUGAUUCUUGUCGAUGAUGCCAGUACAUUAAAAAAUUUGGGAGAAAAUCUGGAUAAAUAUUUGGGUCAAAACUUUCCAAACAUCACUAAGUUAAUACGAAUGAAAGCCAGAGAGGGUCUGGUCAAAUCUAGGCUUCGAGGAGCUGGCAUUGCCGCUGGUCAGGUUUUAAUUUUUAUGGAUUCUCACAUUGAAGUUGGUUACAAUUGGCUCCCACCUCUCCUAGAACCAAUAGUUAUUCAUCCAUAUAUUGUUACCAGUCCCAUCUUUGAUUCUAUCACCGCUUCAACACUGGAAUACGGAUUUGGUCCAGAGGUUUUUCGUUCGGGAUUCGAUUGGAGCUUUCAGAUUAAGUAUAUGAAAACAAUUGGUACUGAUAUGGGCGAUGGAUCGAACCCGUAUCGUACCCCAUUGGUUGUGGGGGCAGUGGCCAUUGACAGGACCUUCUUUUGGGGCUUGGGCGGCUUUGAUGAUCAGCUAGACAUCUGGGGUGGCGAGGAGUUCGAACUGAGCUUCAAGGUAUGGAUGUGUGGGGGCAUGGGGCUUCACGUUCCAUGUUCCCGGAUUGGUCAUAUUAGCCGGCGAGGAAUGUCGCCAAAAAAAAGCGCAAGGAACUACAACUUCGUUAUUAGGAACUACAAGCGCGUGGCCGAGAUCUGGAUGGAUGACUAUAAAAAGUAUGUAUACGAAAGGAAUCCCGAAGUCUACAAGAGUGCCGAUGCAGGACAACUAGCGGCCCGUCGAACUUUACGGAAGGAGUUGCGCUGCCAGUCCUUCGAUUGGUACAUGCACAAUGUGGCCAAUGAUGUCCUUGAAAACUUUCCACCCAUUGAGCCCCCACCAUUAGCCAGCGGAUCCAUUCGAAAUGUUGGCUUUCCCGAACUCUGCAUCCAUGCCAAAAGUCGCUAUGGAUAUGGCCCUUCGGUCCUUUCACCCUGCCUGGGGAAUUCAACUCAUCCGGGCGAGCGGCAGAAUUGGGAUCUUACUCAUAAGCACGAAAUCAGACUUAAUCAUAGCAACGAUUGUUUGGAAGCCCAUGGGGAUCAGAAGAAUGUCGCUAUUUGGGUGUAUCGCUGCCAUAGUCUUGGGGGAAAUCAGUUCUGGAAUUAUAAUGAAAAGAUACACUGGCUGACACUGGGUUCGUGGGGCUUGUGCCUGGAAGCGGCAUGGACCAAGGGAUCGAAACAAGGAAAAAUUGAGAUCAAAAGGUGCAAGAAGUAUAAUAAUUUUCAAAAGUGGACAUUUUCAGACUCGGCGUUGAAAAUGCUUGUGGUUAGGCCAACUAGGAUGUAAGAGUAAAUAAAUUUUGUUUUUGGCCUUGCAA
This is a messenger RNA of Drosophila ananassae, 2020 nucleotides long. Its product is annotated as putative polypeptide N-acetylgalactosaminyltransferase 10. Lineage: Eukaryota; Metazoa; Arthropoda; Insecta; Diptera; Drosophilidae. The record is from RefSeq and is a predicted model, not a curated record. Gene Ontology annotation, cellular component: Golgi apparatus. Bases 91 to 1989 code for a protein of 632 amino acids. The transcript is spliced from 4 exons.